AUGUUUGAUUGUAAACCGCAUUACAUCAAUAUACUUCCUCACUUCAAUGGGAGGUCUAAUGAUGAGCCGUAUACACAUUUGGAGGAGUUUUCAUCCAUUUGUAACACAAUCGGGGGGCACAACUUCGCAUUAGAGGAGGUUAAGCUUCGUUUGUUCCAAUUUCCGUUGAAAGAUAAGGCAAAGCAAUGGUUUCUCACACUUCCGGCGAAUAGCAUUCGGAUAUGGGGUGAGAUGCAACAAGUCUUUCUAGACGAAUACUAUUCGAUGGCGAAGACCGAUGACGCUAGGGAUGAGAUAAAGUCGUUUCGGCAACUAUCGAGUGAACCGUUACAUGAAGCGUUCACUCGAUUUAAAGAAUUGAUGCGGAGAUGCCCACAUCACCAAAUAGAAAAGUGGGAGUUGGUGAAGUGUUUUGUACGUGGGUUGGAUGACACGACAUGGAAUCGCCUCGAGUCGACAAGUAACGGGACUCUUUUGAGCAAUCAUGAAGAUGACGAUUGGGAGUUUCUUGAACGGAUGAGCAAACGGUCAAAGGAAAAGGAGUCGGCCGAUAAUGCGGUCCAAUUCGCGGGGUGUGAGGAUUGUGGAGAUAUUGGCCAUAGGACCGAUCAAUGUCCAACGGGGCCGGGUGAGUACACCGAGGAAGUAAAUCAAGUGUUCGGGGAUCGAAAGAAUAAUGACAUGAAUUCAAACACUUACAAUCCUAGACUGAGAAACCAUCCCAACUUCCGAUUUGGGAAUGUCGCGAAUCAAAUGAACCCGAACUUUCAACCGGGUAAUCAAAGCGGGUCAUCAUAUCAAAAUCGCUAA
Messenger RNA from Helianthus annuus (common sunflower), 810 nucleotides. RefSeq lists its product as uncharacterized. The transcript has a single exon. Gene Ontology annotation, molecular function: zinc ion binding; nucleic acid binding. NCBI's taxonomy places the organism in Eukaryota, Viridiplantae, Streptophyta, Magnoliopsida, Asterales, Asteraceae. The coding region runs from base 1 to 810 and encodes 269 amino acids. The record is from RefSeq and is a predicted model, not a curated record.